Molecule: messenger RNA, 210 nt
Organism: Funneliformis mosseae
Lineage: Eukaryota; Fungi; Glomeromycota; Glomeromycetes; Glomerales; Glomeraceae
Source: the annotation of a GenBank genome assembly
AUGAAAUAUCUUUUCUUAUUUAUCGUUCUUGUUUGUAUCGUCCAUGGCCUGACAGUUCACGCAUCUCCUCUAGCUGAAUCUAAUCGCCUCAUGAAACGCUGUAAAACUAAUGAUGAUUGCCACGGUGAUGAAUGUACUCCAGAAGGAACAUGUGCGACAGCUCAUAUUGAUUGUUGCUGGAUGCCUCCUAUUUAUUGUUGUGGAGGUUGA